Messenger RNA from Ostrea edulis (European flat oyster), 2989 nucleotides. RefSeq names its product TBC1 domain family member 12-like. The record is from RefSeq and is a predicted model, not a curated record. The transcript is spliced from 13 exons. Lineage: Eukaryota; Metazoa; Mollusca; Bivalvia; Ostreida; Ostreidae. Bases 399 to 2807 code for a protein of 802 amino acids.
UCCAAACUCUGAGAACGAUUUUCUUGCAUUUUUGUGAUUAAUACAAAAUAUUUACCAUUUAGAUUUUUUUGUAUGUUUUAUUAUUCAUUUCCGUCCUCUUAGAACAAUAUUUUUACGAGUACAUCUGACAUUUGGGCGAUUCUUUGUUAAACACGCACUCGGUGAUCCAAUGAUACGCCCCCUCAUUAGCAUACAAUAUUUUCUCAAGAUGGCGGAAGGGAAAGACGUCGAUAAAGGAACGUAAACAAACAUGGAUAUUUUUAGCUGCUUAGUUUAAAGUAAAGAUGUCAAAUGGCUGCGGACUAUCAGCCACCAGAGAGAAAAAAUAUAUAACAAGCCUUUCUACUAUUCGUCCACGAGAUGGAAAGGACGUUAAUUAAAACUUAAAAUGUUCCACAAUGAGAUUAGAUAUGUGUGAUAGUUUACCGCCAACCUCCAUCAUCACAUCAAGUGGGAGUUUGCUUGAGGGGAAUCACGAGCCUGAUAUUUCAGUUCUAAAGUCUAGGGUUAGAAAGUGCAAUUUUGAAGAUUCACAUCAGACAAGUUUUCCCAAUGACAAUCCAUCUCGUAGUGAAAGUAUUUCUGAUGAUGAGUUUUGUUCAACAAAGUAUCUUGAUCAAGGAAUGUGUUCACAGUUAUACUCGAACUCAAGUGAAUGUAAUGCAAGUUCUAAACUUAACAAUUCAAGUAGUGAGAAUGGAGGAUUCUCAGUUGUUAAUGAUAUUACUAAACAGGAAUGUGAAGUAAGGGUGGAGAAUCUCAAACACAAUGGAACAGCCUCAUCACCGAGUGAUUCAGCAUGCUUGAGUGUGAAGAGAGUGGAUUCAAGUGAACUGAAGUCUGGACUUCUUAUAUCUCCUAUUUCCCUCACUCAAGAUUUGCCCAUAAGUGUUGGAGAAGAAGAUGAUAACUGCCUUUCUUCUGUGUUGGAAAAGAUUUCUGCACCACUGGUUUAUUUGCCCAACACUCGUCAACUUGUCACAGAAACAUCCAAAGAAAAUGUUGACACAAAGACUGUGUCAAACUGUGAUGUAAACAAUCUUACUGAGACAAGUCAAAAUGAGGGAAGUGAUGAAGACUGCAUAAGUGACAAAUGGAAACUAGUUAAUUUACAAGACACAUCAAGUAUAGGAGAAACAGAUUCCCUCCUAAGACUCAAGGAUCCAGAUCAACUCACUUGCAAUAGUUUCGACUUUGAUGGGUCACUACACAGAGUACAUACGGGAGAUUCUUUGUUGAGGACAUUUAAUGAUGCUUCCAGCUUGUCUAGUCUGAGCACCUGCACCGAUUUUUCUGUGUCUGCAGUUUCCGUGGGUGAUGAUGCUAGUGAUGGGACGGGAAUGUGCUUGGACACAGGGGAGGGGAAUUUCAUUGAAGUGAACCUACAUACCAGGAACUCAUUUGAUAGAUGCAAAAAUAACUCAUCAGACAGUGGAAUAGAAGAACAAGGAGCCAAACCAAAGAGAAGGGGCAUCUCAGGGUUUUUGUCAAGGGGACUGUUUUCACGCAAAUCUAAGGAGGAGGAAGAGGAUCAAGGGUGGAAACUUUUUGGACGCGUUCCUCCAAAGCAAGGUGUAGCAAAACCCCCUCAGCAGAUUUCCCAGGAAUUUCAACAACGAAAUGCUCUUGUAAACACCAACAGGACCAAGAAGUCAGACAUAGAAGUGAUGUCUACAACAGCACUAAUACUGGAAAACAGACCACAAAAUUUACCCACAAAAGAUCCCGAGGAAGCGGAAAGACAUAGGCUGCAGUACGAGGCCAUGAUAGAGGCUGCUAAAAAGAAAGAACAAAGGGACAUAAAGAUGAAGAAAAAACACAUUCAGCAGCAGUUAAAACAGGAAGACCAGAUGCUGCAGCUGUCUAGACGCUGGGCAACAGAGGUCUUGCCAAACUGGGAACUAAUGAAAAACUCUAAGAAAACCAGGGACAUGUGGUGGCAGGGAUUACCAACAAAUGUUCGUGGAAAAGUUUGGAAGUUGGCCAUUGGAAACGACCUCAACCUCACUCCUGAGCUGUAUCAGAUUUGUGCCAGUCGAGCAGAAGACAGAAUCAAACAGACUUCUGACGCAGACACUGCUUCAGCCAGUGAAAGUGUUGUGGAAGUGUCCUCCACCAAUCGAGAGGCCAGCGUAGAACUCAUCAAGUUAGAUAUCUCUCGCACAUUCCCUCAGCUGUGUAUCUUUCAAAAGGGAGGACCCUAUCAUGACCUUCUCCACAGUUUACUGGGUGCUUAUGCCUGCUACAGACCAGAUGUUGGUUAUGUACAGGGUAUGUCUUUCAUUGCUGCUGUGUUGUUGCUGAAUAUGGAUGUGGAUGAUGCCUUCAUCUGUUUUGCUAACUUACUGAAUCGACCUUGUCAAGUUGCGUUCUUCAGAAUUGAUGAAGCUAUGAUGAAGUUUUACUUUCAAACCUAUGAAGACUUCUUCAAAGAAAACAUGCCAACAUUGUUUCACCACUUUAAUCGGAAUAAUGUUACACCAGACAUAUAUCUCAUAGACUGGAUCUUUUCUUUGUACAGUAAAUCUCUGCCAUUAGAUAUUGCCUGUCGAAUUUGGGAUGUCUUCUGUCGAGAUGGAGAGGAGUUCUUGUUUAGAACAGCAUUAGGGAUCCUGAAGCUGUAUGAAAACAUUCUUAUCAACCACGAGUUCAUUCUCCUGGCUCAGUACCUGACCAAACUGCCCGAGGACAUGUCCAGUGAUAGUCUGUUCAGAGCUAUAGAACUGAUAAAUAUGUACAUUGAUAAAAAGAAAUUCAGCCAAAUUUUGGCCAGUAAGAAGGAGCAGGCAAAGGCUGACCAGUCCUAGUGAUGUAUAAGCAUCAGACAUUGUGAUUUCCUCUGGGUUGUCCUGCCUCUUUCCUUAUCUAUAAAUGGAAUACUCAAGUCAAUUGUAUGUCAGAUUUGGAUGUCAUUUUCAUGCUGUCUAGUCAAGAUGAAGACUAGUAAAAAUAUUUUGUGAUAUUUUUUCAUAAAUUAUCAUUUUCUUAA